UGCGGUGUAAUUUAUGAUGCUAAAAAUGAAUCUUGACUUUCUUAGAACAUGUUUGUUCGCAACUAUUGUGUUACUAAUGGAUUACAAGUGUAUUGAAAGUUGUCAGGCUUAUGAGUUCCAUGAUAAUUCAAACAACGGAUAUAGCUAUUUAAGAGAUCUUCCUUUGCCAAAACUAUUAAAAUUACAAAAAUCGGUUUGUGACAUAUCUAACAGUUUCAUAAGCCUUCAAAAUGGCUCACUGAGUACAAUAGAAAAACGAAAAGGAUUCGUACAGUUCAGUACAGAGCAGGAUGAUCAUCAAUUGGCUACAGCAUUGCCUCUCACUGAUGGGUUUAGCAGGCGAGGUGCAGUAGAAGCAUGGGACACAAAACCAAGCAAAAUUCAGUCAAUUUUUCAAAUAAGUGUAACAGCACUUGCAUUUCUGGCAUUCGCUAGUUAUUUGUUAUGCAUGAUUGUUCAGGCGAUCAAAAGUAAAGGAACAACUUACUUUCACCCAACAGUCACAUCAAGUGCUACGUUGUCAUCAGCAGUGAAGAAAAGAAGACCAUUGGGUAGGAAAAGACGCCAUAUAGAAAACGGAAAUAUAACAAUCACCGAGAACAACAUAUCAGCUGGUUCAAAUCCGGAACUAAUCUAUGCAUCUCUAAUUGUAGUUUCUGAAGCUUAUGUAAAAUUUAGUGCAAUUGAUAAAUAAUCAAACCUACCGUGUUGGAUCAUACAUCUGGUUCGUGGCAGGCGGAAUCCUUCCAAGUCCUUUCACACCAUACAUAGCGUA
This is a messenger RNA of Ochlerotatus camptorhynchus, 775 nucleotides long. RefSeq lists its product as uncharacterized. The coding region runs from base 14 to 694 and encodes 226 amino acids. The record is from RefSeq and is a predicted model, not a curated record. Lineage: Eukaryota; Metazoa; Arthropoda; Insecta; Diptera; Culicidae. The transcript has 3 exons.